Messenger RNA from Paramormyrops kingsleyae, 2383 nucleotides. It is a transcript of the gene slc25a37, whose product is annotated as solute carrier family 25 member 37. Gene Ontology annotation, biological process: iron import into the mitochondrion. Lineage: Eukaryota; Metazoa; Chordata; Actinopteri; Osteoglossiformes; Mormyridae. Gene Ontology annotation, molecular function: ferrous iron transmembrane transporter activity. The record is from RefSeq and is a predicted model, not a curated record. Gene Ontology annotation, cellular component: mitochondrial membrane.
UUAUGUCACAACGGCGUUUCGGCAUAACGAUGAUGGUGUGCCUGGUGUCGCCACCGACCCAGUAGAAGGCGAGUUAACAUCCUUCACCUCCCGUGUCCCGCAUGGAGCUGCGCGUCGAACCGGUCGUAACACCUCUCGAGAUGUCCGAAAGCAGCCAGAGUCACGACGGCGAGUCGCUGGAGGCGGAUGCCUACGAGAGCUUGCCGCCCACGGCUUCCCUAAGUACGCAGAUGACAGCGGGAGCGGUGGCUGGGAUACUGGAGCACACCGUGAUGUACCCUGUGGACUCUGUCAAGACGCGCAUGCAAAGCCUCCAGCCGGACCCCAAGGCCCAAUACCGCAGUGUCUACGAGGCCCUGCAUCGCAUCAUGCGCACCGAGGGUCUGCUGCGGCCCUUCAGGGGCCUCAACAUCACCAUGCUGGGUGCCGGCCCAGCCCACGCCCUCUAUUUUGCCUGCUAUGAGAGGGUCAAGCACAUCCUCAGUGACGUCAUCCAGAACGGGGGCAACAGUCACCUGGCCAAUGGGGUCGCUGGCAGUGUGGCCACUGUUCUUCACGACGCCGUCAUGAACCCGGCAGAAGUGGUGAAGCAACGCAUGCAGAUGUACAACUCGCCGUACCGGGGCCUGUUGGACUGCGUGCGCACGGUGAGGCGUGCUGAGGGCAUGGCCGCCUUCUACCGCAGCUACAGCACACAGCUGGCCAUGAACGUGCCCUUCCAGGCCGUGCACUUCGUCACCUACGAGUUCAUGCAGGAGCGGCUGAACCCGCAGCGGAGCUACCAGCCGACCAGCCACAUCGUGUCGGGGGCGGCGGCGGGCGCCGUUUCGGCCGCCGUUACCACGCCGCUGGAUGUCUGCAAGACGCUGCUGAACACGCAGGAGGACACUGUGCUGAGUUCCAUGAGCAUGCGCGGGCACCUGUCGGGCAUGGCCAACGCCUUCAGGACCGUGUACCGCCUAGGCGGUCUGCCCGCCUUCUUCAAGGGCGUGCAGGCCCGCGUCAUCUAUCAGAUGCCCUCCACGGCCAUCGCCUGGUCCGUCUACGAGUUCUUCAAGUACUUCCUGACCCAGCAGUAGCCGGGCCAAGCUCUUGGGGUAGGGAGGGUGUUGUCCCCGCCCAGAAAUGUGGCUGGCCCAGUCGGAGAACGCCUCGCUGUCACAAAACACAGAAUGCGCUGAGCAUAACUGGCAAAAGAUCCAGAAAGAAACACUGAGCAGAAGAGAUGCAUGUCUGAGGGCCGCCGGCCCCUCCCUCUGAACACUGAUCCCUGGGGAGGCUUCAUGAAGGCGUUUCAGCAAGAGGCCGCAGGAUUUCUCCUAUUUUAUUUACUUUCCACGAGUUGCAGUCCAAAACCUCUGCAAGGUCUGUCAACCCUGGGGUUUUUUACUUUUAGAAAUAUUUUAAUGGUGCAUUCGUAAAUAACUUUGGCACAUUCCCAGAACAGUGAACUUGGGUCGGCCCCGUUUUCACAAGUGCCUGUCACCUGCAGUCUGCAGCCUCUGUCACUUUGUCCGUGACCAUUUUCAGGAGUGGCUUCAUGGACAUCUGUGAAAGGGACGGGUGUAGUUUGUACAGCCCCCCACCCCCGCAGGGUUUUCCAUGCUUCAAACAUUCUGCUACGUGUGGUGGGGGAUUUCUCUAUUUGUUAGACUGAAUUCAGCUAUAACCCACCUGGUUGUGUUCAGUCAAUGCAAAGAUGUGUGUGUGUGUGUGUGUGUGUGUGUGUGUGUGUGUGUGGGAGGCAGUUGCUGUGAUGUUCACUUUUAUUAUUAUUGAGCUAAGAGUUUUCAAGACAAUGAUGCCACAGGGUAGAUUAAAGAGGCUGAUUGACUGUUUUUAAAUGCUGCAUGAGCUGUGUUAGGACACAGACCAGAGCUCCCGAGUCCUUCAUAUGCUCAAGGGGUAAUUAUUUUUGGUUACCUAACUGCAGCCCAUGUAUUUCCCAGAUUAAAGGGGGGAGGUUCUGUUUAACUUGGUAUUUUUUAUUUUUUUUUUCCCUUGUUGCGUGCAACACUGUGAUGAGGAACCUGGGGAUGAAUGUCCAGAAGAGCGUCACUUUUUUAAAAAAAAUAUGAAGUGAACUGAUACUAUGGAAUUUUGGAAGCUUUACACAACACUCACCCUAUUUUGCUAAGUCCCAAAAUCACACACAAUUAUGGGAAGUUGGGGUCAGUCCAAGUGUGUCUGCGUUUAGUUGAUAAUGCAACGCUGAUGCUUCACACUCACGCCAAAGUUUUAGGGGUCCAGGGCCCAGCUCCGCCCAAUCCACUAGAAGGAUGUUUGAUCUUCUGAAGUCCGCAUCUUUGGAUCCAAGUCACUGGAUUCUAUGUUUACUAGAGUGGUGAAUAACUUGGUGUUAAAUUAUACAGGUUGUAAAAAA